GCUAUGGGUGGAGUGAUGGCACCGGCUUCGACUACGUGAAUUGGCAAGACGGCGAACCGAACAGCGAAAGCGAACAAUGUGCCGAAUUCUAUCCCGGAUCCGGGAACUGGAACGAUGCCGAGUGUUCGAACACGAGAGCUUUCAUUUGCAAAAUCUUAAAGAUCCAAGAUGUUGAACCGACAAACCCGACCAUUAACCCGCCGCCACAAUAUUCCACGUGGAAACCUGGCCCGGGCUCCCUGAACGCGGGAGGAAUCGUCGGCAUCGUCAUCGCGGUCUUGUUCGUGGUGGCUGGCGUUGGCUUCGUCGGGGUGACUUACAUGAAGAAGAAGCCGAAGCCGGUGUCGAAUAACGGCGCGUACAGUUUCGACAACGCCCUCUAUUCCGAAAGCUAUGACGGCGCCGGCAGUGUGACUGUGGGCAGCGCGUCAACUGCAGUCAGCUUUGAGAAUCAGGCACUGGACACCGAUGCCUGAGGGGCGGGGCAUGCAUAAACCACGCCCCCUUCCCCUCCCACUCCUCAACUGCCUUUUGUUUCUUCUCUGUAUUUUUUUUUUUCUCUACUUUUUUGUUUUGUUUAUUAUUGUUGUUUUUGCAAGGAUGGGGUGUGGGAGGAGUAUUAUUGUUUGUAUUUUUUUAUUGGCAUUGAUAUUGUUAUUACAGUUGUUGUUUUUAAUAUUGUUUUUUUAUUGUUAUUUGUAUUGAAAUUACUAUUAUUAUUAUCAUCAUUAUUGUUAUUAUCGUUAUUAUUAAUAUAAUUAUUAUCAUUAUUAUUACUGCUACUACUACUACUACUAUCAAUUAUUGCUAUUGCUACUAUUAUGUAAUUCAUUUUCACACCUUUUAGAAUUGCCUCUGGGUUAUCACAACUUUUUUUAUUCCAUAAUGUCACUUUUUGCGUAAUUCUUCAGAGGUGCACUUUUACAGGAGAUUAGAGAAGAAACCAUUUUUUAAAAUAUAAAUCAAGAAAUAUUCAUAAUACAUUCCAUGAUUGUUUUGUCAAAAAAUGGAGUAAACGUGACGGUUCUGAUAAUAAAACCAUAGACAGUAAUAAUAACAUUACAGUUGUUAUUCAGUAUGUAACAGUAUACAGCAAUACAUGUUCAUUUCCCCUCAGAAAAAAACGAAGGACUAAAAAUACUUUUGUCUUUAGUUAUAGUUCAUUAAGUGUUAGUUUUAGUUAUGUAAUGAUUGACUGAAAGAUCUGAUUUUUUUAGAAGUAAUGUUUGUUUGUUUGUUUGUCGUAAUGUAAUCUUCGCCAAUUAAAUAUAAGGAACGAUUU
This is a messenger RNA of Penaeus chinensis, 1282 nucleotides long. Its product is annotated as macrophage mannose receptor 1-like. NCBI's taxonomy places the organism in Eukaryota, Metazoa, Arthropoda, Malacostraca, Decapoda, Penaeidae. The record is from RefSeq and is a predicted model, not a curated record. Gene Ontology annotation, molecular function: signaling receptor activity.